GUGGAGCAUAGCUUACGAUUUUGACGAUGUUGUCCGACCGGAGCAGCAGCUUAACCCUCAUUACAGUCCGCCAUGGUUGUUGUUUUUCUUCCGGCUUGCGCAGAAAAAUUAAGUUUGUCGAGUAUCAGUGACGUUCAGUUCGGGUGAACGCGACCUGGACGUUAGGUCACAUUUGAAUCGGAUAGUAUCGGCCAAAACCGAUCUGUGGUGUUCAGACCGUCAUGAAAAGAUCGGAUACAGGUCGCAUUAAGGCUAAACAUCGGAAUUGGGUCACUUCCGGCUGCAGUGUGAACAUAACUUAGGAAACCAAUUGAUCAAGCUGCUGUUUCUCUCCGCCUGGCCGUGGAGGAUUGUCGAUCUGUACGGAUGAAGAUGAACACGACCAGAGUUCGCCUCUCGCUCUGCUACCUGUCCUCUGAGAUGCUCUGGUAGAGAACUUUCUCUCCUGCACGCCCACUUACAUGCUGACGAGGAUCCAGCACACACACACCCCACACACACACCACCACCUAUCAGUGCAGGCGAGCAGCUCUGUUCGUACGCGUGUGUGCAGCGAGGAGCUGUAUUUCACUCCCCAUCCGCAGCAGCAGGACAGCUCCACAGGAGUGCGGUUGUCACCAGACAUCACACAGCAGCUCAAGCAAGUGGGACUGCCAUGGAGGACACCCUCACCUGCAGCCAUGCCACCUUCUCCCAGGUGUUUGGACGCCAGGGGCAGCUCAUGCAAGCCACUGUCCAGUCUCUCAACAGCCUGAACGACCAGAUCGCUCAGUUCAUGGUGACCCGACCCUGCAGUCUGGCUGAUGAGGAGGAGGCCUUCAUCCCCGGAGAGAGGGACACCCUCAGGAAGUCCAUGACUCUGAUGAGACACCUGCUGAUGGACGCUCAGGGGAAAAUCCUUAAAAUGAUGGAAGACAACAAGCAGCUGGCGCAGAGGAUCGAUGGGGCCAUCCAGUCAGCGAGUCAGGAAGUGACCAACCUCCGAUCCGAGCUGUCCGCGACCAGCCGCAAACUGGCAGAGCUGGGCGCCAGCAGCCCCCCGGCGCUGGAGAACCACCUCCAGCACAACCACCACGAUGACAGCCUCCGCUACAGGGAUCCGUCGGUGCUUCACAGGCAGAAGACGGUGGUGACGGACAUGUGCUACCCGACAGAGAUAUCCAGCCUGAUGGACUUUGGCACCGCAGACUGCUCGCUAGGCAAAGCGUUGCUGCGAGAGGAGGUGGUCCAGCUUCAGGAGGAGGUCCACCUGCUGCGGCAAAUGAAGGACAUGUUGAGCAAAGACCUGGAGGAGACACAUGGCGGCUGCUCCGCCAACCUGCUGUCUGCCACCGAGCUCCGAGCCCAGCUUGGUGACAAGGAGACGGAGCUGGACCGCGCCAAGGAGGCCUUACAAGCUAUGAAAGCGGACAGAAAGCGGCUAAAAGUGGAAAAAUCAGAGCUGGUGAAUCAGAUGCAGCAGCUGUACACGACGCUGGAGAGCAGAGAGGAGCAGCUGAGGGAGUUCAUACGAAACUACGACCAGCACAGAAAGGAGAGCGAGGAUGCGGUUAAAGUCCUGGCGAAGGAGAAGGAUGUUCUGGAGCGGGAGAAAUGGGACCUGAGGAGGCAAACCAAAGAAUCCACGGAGCAGGCCAACAUGCUGCGCUCUCAGAUAGACAUGAAGGAGAACAGGAUUAAGGAGCUGGAGGCCGAGCUCACCAUGGCCAAGCAGUCUCUGGCCACGCUGACGAAAGACGUCCCCAAGCGUCACUCGCUGGUGGUGCAGCCGGAGCCGCUGGUGAACGGCAGUCAGGAGUGGGUGAUGCAGGCCGACCUGCCGCUCACCGCCGCCAUCCGUCAGAGCCAGCAGACGCUCUACCACGGACACAACGCCGACCGGCAGGCUGUGGUCAGGAUCAGCCCCUGCCACACUCGCCAGCCGUCUGUGAUCUCUGACGCCUCAGCAGCUGACGGGGACCGCUCGUCCACGCCCAGCGACAUCAACUCGCCCCGUCAUCGGACGCACUCCCUCUGUAACUCCAUGGAAGACCUAGAAGACCAGAAGCGUAAGAAGAAGAAGGACAAGAUGACUCUGGGAUCUCUGUCCCGGGUUUUCACCCGAGGAAAGCAGCGCAAGUCACUGGACCCCGGUUUGUUUGAUGGUACAGCCACCCCUGAUUAUUACAUAGAGGAGGAUGCCGACUGGUGAAGCUGAAUGAGCGUGUGUGUGUGUGUGUGUGUGUGUGUGUGUGUGUGUGUGUGGUGUGCGCCUGUGUGUGUGUGUUACAUGUGGACAUCCCCAUAUUUUAACUGUGUGUGUCUGGAAGAAGGAAAUGGAUGAAUUGUGAUGAAAACAGAGACUGCUGUCGUCGUAAAUGUACAUUACACAACCCAAGAAAAAUGUAUGUUUGUAAAUUAAAUAUAUAUAUUUAUAGUUGUACAUGUAUGCAUAUGUAUAUAUGUUUACAUGCAUAUAAAUAUAUAUACAGGGUUAUUACAAUGCGUAGACAUGUUUAUGCUGUAUUAUCUUCUAAAUGUCUUCAUGUUUUAUGUUUUUUAUAAAUAGAAACUUGAAGGACUGCUGUUUAUAUGUACAUAUAGGAGCUAUUGUGAAAAAUAGUGUUUAAAUAUUAAUGUUAUCUGGGUUUUGUUACUCUAUAGUUGCUUUCAUCAUGGUUUGCAGCAUUUCUCCUUUUUUUGCCAGUUUUUAAGCCUUUUUCCUGCAACACAUCAGGAAGCAUUAGAUGGAAGCUUUGGGAGUUUAUGUUGAUCUGAUUCGUGUUCAUUCAUAUUACACUGUGUGCAGCAGGGAGGGGUUUGAAGAUCUCCUGCAUUUUAUACUGAAAAUGUUUAGGGAUGUUCCGAUCUAUCAUUUCAGGUUCAGUAUUUAUCAAUACCGAGUGAAACUUGAAGUGACCACCAACUUUGCUGCUGUUCCUUGUAUCUACAGCUGUAAAUACAAGGUUUUCCAAGUUCCACCAUCUUGACAUAUUUAAAAACAGUAACAGAGCUGGACUUUUACUCUUCUUGUUUGUUCUGCUUUGCUAUUAAAACCCCCCAAAAUAACAAAAACAUUGUUAGUGCUUGAUUAGUUAAAGAAAAUAUCUACAUUUAAAAUUACAAAUAUUAAGAAAAAGAUGCCUAAAAGCUGGAAAAUUCCAAGUGCGGCUCAUAGCCUCGAACUCAAAAUCCAACAUGGCUUCCUUGCAUUUAGAUCCUAGUGAGCGGCCCAAACUGAAAAACUGUUUAUCUCUUCAGGUCUUCAAAGAAUCCAGGGUAAUUAGGUUAGAAAUAUGCCAGUCAUGGGAGUAACUAAAACCAUCGAGUAGUACUGAAAAUAGUUUUUCAUCUCUGAAUAGCUUUUGUUUUGACCGAAAGUGUCGACAGUUUUACAAGCUAAAUUUGCUUUACCGUAAUUCCACGACAUUGUGCGCUAUCUGAAAAAUUCCGACGGUUUCUGAAAGGGAAGACGUUGCCAUUUCCAGCCAAUAUUGGGUUAUUACGGUAAUUUCUCUCCCUCCGUCAUGGGGAGCUUGAUUUUCUUCGGCGUAGUCUGAUGAGACACUCUUGAUAGUUGGUAAAUUAACAUGGUUGGUAUUCAAUGUUCCGGUUGUUAGGGAGAAAUGGGCAAUAUCUAUUUACUCACAGGACAUUUAAAUUACUGUGUACAAUUAAAAUAAGCAGAAAUUUCCAGACGGAGAGUUCAAACAGACUCAGAGGGCUAAACUGUGUUGCCACGGCGACCAGAGAGCGCGAGGUGAGCCGCUUCAGAACCGAUCCAGAACCCGAACCGGAUCAGAUCGGGACGUCCCUAAACGCUAUGAAAACCACUGGCAGACCAGCAGCCUUUUUAUGGAAAGCACAACUGCAGUGAGUUAAAAAAACCACAAACACAGCGCUAGCUUUUCUAACCACGUGCAAAAAGUGCCAAAAGUUCAAAGGUCAUCACCUUUAGCUUCAUCGCAGGAGCAGCCAUGUAACUCUGUUAAUGUCUCGACUCAUUUCCAGCUAACAUGUGCCAAGCUGAGAAAAAUGAAUGUUUAAAAACAUGCAUGGUCCCCACGUGUUGCUUUGAUUAGAUAUCUGUUCAUUUCCUGUCAAAUUAAGCAACAUGAAAACAUCCCUUCUAUGUUACUUUUCCCGUUUUUUAUACCAAGCCUUGCUUUGCCAAUGCCUGCACCCUGACUUACCAAGAAUGUUCCUAUUUUUGUUUUAUUUUUUUGUUCACACCCUCCUCAAUUCCUGCAAAUGUGGCUCUUAUAAACCUGUUGAAAUGCUUUGUAAAUUAUGAUAACAACACAUGCGCAAAAGAUGAAAUCUAUUGAAGUAUUUUAUUUAAAGAGGAAAAAAGAAAAAUACAUAAAACAGAGAGUUAAUUCCUGAUAUUUAUCUGCCUGCAGCUGUUGCAGUCUAAUGUUGAGGAGGUUUCCAAGUGAAUUAUAACUGAAAUGAAAAUCCUAUUUUAAAAAUAAAACCAGAAAGUGAACACGUUGUGGCCGUUGUUCUGUUCCAUGAGUAAUCCUGUUCCUGUGUCUCAGUCUAACCCGUGUCUCCUCCUGCCAUUCCCUAAUGGCAGCUCCUCCUAAACCAAAAAACACAAGUUUGCACCGCUGAGGAGAAACGAAAGAGAGAAGGAGUUUGCAGUGAGGCUGGGAUUUGCAUGCAGCCCUUUGUGUCAGCAUGUGGAGACGAAUCUCCCUGGAUUCGUCGGUUCACGAUGAACUCUGACACACAGCACAGCAUGUCGGACGGGGAGGAGCAGCUGGACCGCCUCCAGCAGGCCGAGCUCACCCGCAC
Poeciliopsis prolifica (blackstripe livebearer) is the source of this 4779-nucleotide messenger RNA. It is a transcript of the gene kaznb, whose product is annotated as kazrin, periplakin interacting protein b. The transcript is spliced from 14 exons. Bases 656 to 2191 code for a protein of 511 amino acids. The record is from RefSeq and is a predicted model, not a curated record. NCBI's taxonomy places the organism in Eukaryota, Metazoa, Chordata, Actinopteri, Cyprinodontiformes, Poeciliidae.